Aspergillus heteromorphus CBS 117.55 is the source of this 1432-nucleotide messenger RNA. RefSeq lists its product as uncharacterized. Bases 251 to 1258 code for a protein of 335 amino acids. The record is from RefSeq and is a predicted model, not a curated record. Lineage: Eukaryota; Fungi; Ascomycota; Eurotiomycetes; Eurotiales; Aspergillaceae. The transcript is spliced from 2 exons.
GUUAGCGUGGAUGUUGUCAUGGCUGGUGAUUUGCUCGCCUUUAUAUGCCUCGCCGGUCGCUCCCUCGACUUUAGCCUUUCAGCCGUGGCUCUUUGUCUCUCGUUGCUUCUUCUGCUAUAACAUACCACUUUCCCCCGCGAUCUUCUUUCCAGUUGAACGCUUGACAGUCUUUACCCUUCCACCCAUUUUACCCAUCCUCCAUCAUCCACUAUCCACUCAUCUACUUAUCCACUCACCAUCAACCACCAACAUGUUGUUCCGCGGCCUGUCCCUGACAGGUGCUCUGUGCAUCAGCAGCUGCGCGGCCCUCGCCCUGCCCGACCCCCAGUUCCGGGCCACGGCACACUCGCAUCAGAUCAACCUGCCUGCCACCCCUUGCGCCUUUUCCGACUCCAGCUGCUCUGAGGCCCUCGACCCUAUUUCCCACCUGACCAUUGAUUUCUCCACCGAGAAUGGCACACUCACAGCCAACAAGCAAUCAAUCUUCCCCGCCACCGUGCCGAUGCAAUUCUCCGCAGACCGCAAAUGGGACACCGGCAUCCAAGCCGUCCAGGUGGCCUACUCUCUCGACGUCCGACCCCUCCCCGCUCGUCCUGGCGCCGGCCUAGGCGAUAUCUACUAUCUGAAGCUCCGCCUCUUCGACCUGCACGGUCGCCCUGCCACCCAGAACUCGAUUGCGAUCGGUCUGGUCAGCGAUGCCGACAGGAAUCUGCAUCUGACCGUCAUCGACCCCAACGGCACUCGCGAGUACGGCCACGGCAACAAGAUCUGGCAGAUGAAGGCCUGGAAGUCGCAGCUCGAGUCCUACUACGAGACCGCCAAGGACGCCGUCAAGGACGCUGUCAAGAACUGCAUCAAAACCGGACACACCCAGCACGAGCACAUGCACGACGCUGCUCCCCCCACCCCCAAGCCCAACCUCCAGGAACACCACCACUCCUCCACGCAAUACCCCCCGGCAUUCAAGAUGCGCCAGAACGGACAAUUCCUGUGGACCGGCCAGGAGGGCGUCAUGCGUAUUGCCCGGCCCAUCAUCCUCCCCGCCCUCAUGGGCAUCCUAGCCGGUGGACUGGCCUGUGUCAUGGGCUUUCUUCUCGGCCGCUUCGUCAUCUCCGUCUACCUCUGCGCGGUCGCCCGCCGCCAGCAACGAAUCCCCAUCAUCCAGAUCGAGGACGGAGAGCCCGUCGUCUCCGAAAAAGAAGCCCUCAUCCAGAAAUACAGCGAUCAGGACCCUGACGCUCAUCCAUCUUUCGAAUGAUUUCCCUUAUCUUCUCUCAUGCAUCUCUACGUCUUGUCUUUUUUUCUUUCUUUCUUUCUUCCUUUCCCUCUUUCUUUUUCUUUUUCUUUUUUUCUCUCUGAUUCCAUGUUUAUGAUAUCCAAUGUAGCAUACAUACCCUGAUUACCAAAUAUGAAUCGCAUGAUCCAAGUGACA